Messenger RNA from Caenorhabditis remanei, 1371 nucleotides. RefSeq lists its product as uncharacterized. Gene Ontology annotation, biological process: mitochondrial translation; glutaminyl-tRNAGln biosynthesis via transamidation. The record is from RefSeq and is a predicted model, not a curated record. Gene Ontology annotation, cellular component: mitochondrion; glutamyl-tRNA(Gln) amidotransferase complex. Gene Ontology annotation, molecular function: glutaminyl-tRNA synthase (glutamine-hydrolyzing) activity. Lineage: Eukaryota; Metazoa; Nematoda; Chromadorea; Rhabditida; Rhabditidae. The transcript is spliced from 4 exons. The coding region runs from base 1 to 1371 and encodes 456 amino acids.
AUGCAGCGAAUCGAGUCGGCUAUCGAGAAAGCGGUGAAAUUUCGUCGUCAUGGAAUUUUCAUCAGUGAGACGUUCGAUUUAGCAAGAACACAAGCCAGAGAGGCGAUACAAAAAGGGAUAACGCCGUUUCCAGUCGCUGUUAAGGAUUGUUUCUUAACGAAUACUGCAAACACAACAUGCGCUUCACAAAUGCUAGAGAACUACUGCGCGCCGGUGAAUGCAACAAUUGUUGAGCGAAUCGUCGCGAAUGGAGGAUGCAUUAUCGGAAAGACGAAUCUUGAUGAAUUCUGUAUGGGAACAUCAUCAGCUCUCGGACAUUUCGGACCUGUAAAGAGUGCAGUGAAAGAAGAAGACUCCCCGGAUGAUUGGAUUAUUCCGGGUGGUAGUUCCGGUGGAUCCGCUGUGGCUGUACAAGCUGGAAUUGUGGACAUGGCGCUUGGCUCAGAUACGGGCGGUUCCACACGAAAUCCCGCGGCAUUCAAUGGAAUCUACGGUUUGAAGCCGACAUAUGGAGUUCUCUCGCGAUAUGGGCUCAUACCGCUCGUCAAUUCACUAGAUUCCCCGUCUAUUCUAGCAACAAGCGCAGAAAAAUGUUGGAAAUAUCUGGAAAUUAUGACAUCGAAAGGAAUCGACGCCGCCGAUUCGACUUCUGUAACUCUACCGCAGGAAUCGAAAGAAUCUCCUAGAAUUAAUAGUCUGAAGGGUCUUAAAGUAGGCAUUCCUAUAGAAUAUCAUAAUGAAUGUUUAUCUGAAGACGCGUGGAGACAUUGGAAUCGUAUAGUGGGAAUAUUGAAGAGAGAAGGCGCGUUUGUUCGAGUGAUAAGCUUACCGACAACAAAAUACUCGCUAGCUUGCUAUUCGGUAAUUGCUGCUGCCGAUGUUGCUUCCAAUAUGGCAAGAUAUGACAGUGUUGCUUAUGGCCAUCGCUCCGAGAAAAAUGAGUCCACUUACGAAAUGUACGCCACGUCACGCUCGGAAUCAUUGAAUACUGUUGUGAGACGGCGGAUUUUUGCGGGAAACUACUUUUUGAUGAAGCAGUAUCGGAAACUAUAUCUCGACAAAGCUUUAAAAGUUCGGAGACUCAUCACCGAUGAAAUGCUCGCCGCAUUCAACGAAGUCGAUAUCAUAGUCACCCCCACAGCCACUGGACCUGCUCCAAAAUAUUCUCAACUACGUGACACACUAUUCUCAAAGGAGGACGACGAUGACUAUUUCACACAGGCAGCGAAUUUGGUUGGGAUUCCAGCGAUAUCGAUUCCGGUUGGAAGGAGUGAUGAGGAUGGUCUGCCGAUUGGUGUGCAGUUGAUGGCGAAUCGACUCGAAGAUCGGGCUUUGUGUGAUAUCGCACAGAUUUUGAGUGGAAUUAUUUAA